AACAUAAAACUCUGGAACCCUUCGGCCGUUACCGGCGCGUUGGCUCUUUGAACUCUAAACCCUAGCGGCCGUUAUUUCCGGAGACAUGUGGAAGCGGGCCUUCAGCGUCGGCGGCGCCGCCAUCCUCCGGUGUUCUACGGCCGGGAGGCGGCUCUCCUCCGCCUCGCCCGACCCCGUACUGGCCCCCCUCCUUCGCUCCCUCGAAGAGUACCGCCUCGAGCUCUCCGAGAUAUCCCCACCCCCGAAGUUGAAGCCGCCGCCGCCGCCAUUCUCAGUGGUGGAGGGGGCGAUGGAGCGGCAGGGCGGGCCGGUCCUCUGGACGGCGUACGGAGAGGAAGAGAUCACCGUCUGGGUCGAUCGCCGGGCCCACAUCCUCCCGGGCCGCGGAGCCGCCUCCGCCGCCGCCGGCGAUGUGAUCAGCGAAUUAUGUCUGUUCGUCGAUGUGUCGAAGCCCGGGCGCGAGCGGUCCCUGCUCUUCCUCUGCGGCCUCUACCCGGACGGCGUCGGGAUUCACUCCAUCUGCCUCAAGCCCAGCAUUUACCCAACCUCCACGUCCAUGUACCAGGGCCGCGUCUUCCAAGAGCUAGAUUGGAAAAUGAGGGAUGCAUUUCAACGGUACAUUGAGACACGUGGUGUAAACAAGAGCCUUUUCCCAUUUCUACAGGAUUGGCUUUAUGUGAAAGUUUAUCAGAAUCUGAUGAGUUGGUUUAAGAAUGUGGGCACCUUCAUCACAGGGUGUGAACCAAAUUGAGUUGCAGCUUGUUAGACAAGUUCAGAUUUUGGAGCAGUGGUUGGUUUCUCAGGCAGGCGCAGCACUGUUUUUAUUGAGUUAUUUGUAAUCAGGUACGAUGCUUUGAAAUUUGUAGACAUCGAGAUGAACAUCGUUGUUCAAGAGAAUCUUCCUUGUGCAUGUUGGAAAAUAUCACACAAACAUGCAUACUUAUGAAUCUUUUUUAACUCCUUCCUUUUGUAUACCUCGAUGAGUUGUAUUACCUCUUUCCAGAGAAUAGUAUGAAUAGCAUAGCAUUGGUUGCUGUUUA
Molecule: messenger RNA, 1040 nt
Organism: Elaeis guineensis (African oil palm)
Lineage: Eukaryota; Viridiplantae; Streptophyta; Magnoliopsida; Arecales; Arecaceae
Cellular component (GO): mitochondrial matrix
Source: RefSeq, a predicted model, not a curated record